Molecule: messenger RNA, 4327 nt
Organism: Mus caroli (Ryukyu mouse)
Lineage: Eukaryota; Metazoa; Chordata; Mammalia; Rodentia; Muridae
Source: RefSeq, a predicted model, not a curated record
GGGCUCCCGCGCCCGCCCGCGGGCCGUUGGGAGCGGGAGAGGCGGAGGCGGCCCGAGGCCAAAGCACCCGCCAGGCGCCGAGGGGAAUAUGAAACAGGUGUCAAAAUGACAUCCAGAUUUGGAAAAACUUACAGUAGGAAAGGAGGAAAUGGCAGUUCAAAAUUUGAUGAAGUUUUUUCCAACAAACGGACUACUCUUAGUACAAAAUGGGGUGAGACCACAUUUAUGGCUAAAUUAGGGCAGAAGAGGCCCAAUUUCAAACCAGAUAUUCAAGAAAUUCCGAAGAAAGCUAAAGUAGAAGAAGAAGAUACUGGAGAUCCGUUUGGUUUUGAUAGUGAUGAUGAGUCUCUACCUGUUUCUUCAAAAAGUUUAGCCCAGGGUAAGGGUUCAUCUUACUCAGAAUCUAGUGAGGCUGCUCCGCCAGAAGAAGUCACUUCCGUACUUGAAACUAAUAGCAAAUUUAGCCAUGUGCUGGGUGAAGACAGUUUUGCUUCCGACAGAUGCUUACUUAUAGAGGAUACUUUAAUUGGGAAAGAGAAGAGCAUAAGUAGAAUUCCAGAAGACAACACAAACAAAAGUAGUUGCGCUAAGUUGCUAACUUCAGAUAAAGUGGAGAAUUUUAGUGAAGAACAUGAAAAAAAUAGUCACCACUUUCAUAGAAAUGCUGAAGAUAGUACUAAGAAACCCAAUGCAGAAACCACAGUGGCUUCUGAAUAUAAAGCUGAUGAAACUAAAGAAAUAAAUGAUACUUGGAACUCCCAGUCUGGAAAAAGAACAGAGUCUCCAUCUGAAAGUUGUCCAGUCAAAGGAUCUGUAAGAACUGGUUUAUAUGAAUGGGAUAAUGAUUUUGAAGAUAUCAGAUCAGAAGACUGUAUUUUAAGUUUGGAUAAUGAGUCUCUUUUGGAGAUGAAAGACGAGGAUUUAAAAAAUCGGAUUGGAGGAUUGGAAAAUCUAAAUGAAACCUUUGAAGAAGAUAUCAUACAAAGUGUUCUUAGGCCAAGCAACUGUAGGACGUACUGUAGGGCCAAUAAAGCGAAAUCCUCACAGGGGGCAUCAAAUUUUGAUAAGCUAAUGGAUGGCACCAGUCAGUCCUUAGCCAAAGCAAACAGUGAAUCAAGUAAAGAUGGCCUGAAUCAGGCAAAGAAAGGUAGUACAAGUUGUGGGACCAGUUUUCGAGGAACAGUUGGACGGACUAGAGAUUACACUGUUUUACAUCCAUCUUGCUUGUCAGUGUGUAAUGUUACCAUCCAGGAUACUAUGGAACGGAGUAUGGAUGAGUUCACCGCAUCCACUCCUGCAGAUUUAGGAGAGGCUGGCCGGCUCAGAAAAAAGGCAGAUAUUGCAACUUCCAAGACCACUACUAGAUUUCGACCUAGUAAUACUAAAUCCAAAAAGGAUGUUAAACUUGAAUUUUUUGGUUUUGAAGAUCAUGAUGAGACAGGAGGUGAUGAAGGGGGUUCUGGAAGUUCUAAUUACAAAAUUAAAUAUUUUGGCUUUGACGAUCUCAGCGAAAGUGAAGAAGAAGAUGAUGACGACUGUCAAGUGGAAAGAAAGAAAGACAAAAAAAGAACUAAAACAGCUCCAUCACCUUCCCAGCAGCCUCCUCCUGAAAGCAGCGACAAUUCCCAGGAUAGUCAGUCUAGUACUAAUAAUGCAGAGGACUUGCCUGGUGUGCCUGAGAGUGUGAAGAAGCCCAUAAGUAAACAAGGAGAUAAAUCCAAGGAAAAUACCAGAAAGAUUUUUAGUGGCCCCAAACGGGUAAGUAAAGCAUUACUACUGGUGUUUUUUUUAAUAAAAAUGUGUGUGUGUGUGUAUAUACAUAUAUUUAUCAUUAGAGGUAUCUACAUGGAAGCUCCAGCCACUGGUAACUCCAAUUCCAUGGCUGCCUUCUGGUCUCUCUGGCAACAGGCAUUGAAUGAUAUAAAUAACAUUAACAUUUUUCCUAAAGUAAAAACUAUUAAAAAGGUGAGGCUGUCUUCAAAGGAACCAAAUCAAAAAGAUGAUGGAGUUUUUAAGGCUCCUGCACCACCACUCAAAGUGAUAAAAACUGUGACAAUACCUACUCAGCCCUACCAAGAAAUAGUUACUGCACUGAAAUGCAGAAAAGAAGACAAAGAAUUAUAUACUGUUGUUCAGCACGUGAAACACUUCAAUGAUGUGGUGGAAUUUGGUGAAAAUCAAGAGUUCACUGAUGACAUUGAAUACUUGUUAAGUGGCUUAAAGAGUACUCAGCCUCUAAACACACGUUGCCUUAGUGUUAUCAGCUUAGCUACUAAGUGUGCCAUGCCCAGUUUUCGGAUGCAUCUGAGGGCACAUGGGAUGGUUGCAAUGGUCUUUAAAACUUUGGAUGAUUCCCAGCAUCAUCAGAAUCUGUCCCUCUGUACAGCUGCUCUCAUGUACAUAUUGAGUAGAGACCGUUUGAACAUGGAUCUUGAUAGGGCCAGCCUAGAUCUCAUGAUUCGGCUUUUGGAGCUGGAACAAGAUGCCUCUUCAGCUAAGCUACUGAAUGAAAAAGACAUGAACAAGAUCAAAGAAAAAAUCCGAAGACUCUGUGAAACUGUGCACAAUAAGCAUCUUGAUCUAGAAAAUAUAACGACUGGUCAUUUAGCUAUGGAGACAUUGCUGUCCCUCACUUCCAAACGAGCAGGAGAUUGGUUUAAAGAAGAGCUCCGGCUUCUGGGUGGUCUGGAUCAUAUUGUAGAUAAAGUAAAAGAGUGUGUGGAUCAUUUAAGUAGAGAUGAUGAGGACGAAGAGAAACUAGUAGCCUCAUUAUGGGGAGCAGAGAGAUGUUUACGGGUUUUAGAGAGUGUAACAGUGCAUAAUCCAGAGAAUCAGAGCUACUUGAUAGCCUAUAAAGAUUCACAACUCAUUAUUUCAUCAGCUAAAGCAUUACAGCAUUGUGAAGACCUGAUUCAGCAGUACAACCGUGCUGAGAACAGCAUAUGUGUAGCAGAUAGUAAACCUCUGCCUUACCAGAAUGUAACUAACCAUGUGGGCAAAGCAGUGGAGGACUGCAUGAGGGCUAUAAUUGGAGUAUUGCUCAAUUUAACUAAUGAUAAUGAGUGGGGCAGCACAAAGACAGGAGAACAAGAAGGACUCAUAGGCACAGCGAUGAACUGUGUCCUUCAGGUUCCAAAGUACCUACCUCAGGAGCAGAGAUUUGAUAUUCGAGUGCUGGGAUUGGGUCUACUCAUAAACCUGGUGGAGUAUAGUGCCCGCAAUCGACACUGCCUUGUCAACAUGGAAACAUCCUGUUCCUUUGAUUCCUCCUUCUCUAGUGGAGAAGGCGAUCAUAGUUUAAGGCUAGCUGGACAAGUUCAUGCUGUUCAAGCUUUAGUGCAGCUAUUUCUCGAACGAGAGAGAGCAGCGCAAUUGGCAGAAAGUAAAACCGAUGAGUUGAUUAAAGAUGCUCCUACCACUCAGCAUGAUAAGAGUGGAGAGUGGCAAGAAACAAGUGGAGAAAUACAGUGGGUAUCAACUGAAAAGACUGAUGGUGCAGAGGAGAAGCAGAAGAAGGAGGAGGAGGAUGAAGAACUUGACCUCAAUAAAGCCCUUCAGCAUGCUGGCAAACACAUGGAGGAUUGCAUUGUGGCCUCCUACACAGCCCUGCUUCUUGGGUGUCUCUGCCAGGAAAGUCCAAUCAAUGUAACUACAGUAAGGGAAUAUCUUCCAGAAGGAGAUUUCUCCAUAAUGACAGAGAUGCUUAAAAAAUUCUUAAGCUUCAUGAAUCUUACGUGUGCUGUUGGAACAACAGGCCAGAAGUCGAUCUCUAGAGUGAUUGAAUAUUUGGAACAUUGCUAGCUGCUUUACCUUUGCUUCAGGUGCUUGGUAAUGCUGAAGCUAUCCUUAGACAAAGAAAAGACAUGAAAGAAGUCCUUGAAGAUAUACCAAGAACAUUCAUCAGUAUCAUUCGUGUUUGGAUUUUUAUGAUCACCCGAUUUCUUCAUCAUGCAUUCUGCGUUUGCUAAAUGACAGUUACUACAUCAAUCUGCAGCUAUCAAAAAUGAGGGAAAAGGUUCAGGCUGUUAACAAUCCCAUGCAGUAUUUAAAUACACUUACUUGGCAGAGUCUAUACCUGCCCCUUGUUUCCUUGCUGUAUUUCAGGCAAGGUUUAAAGAGGGGAAUUUGUGCUGCUGUUAGUGCAACUGCUGUGUAUGUUGAGCCACUGUUGUCAUGCCAGUCAGGUGCAAAGGCAGCUUAGCUACUGAGGUAUUGAAUGUUCUGAGGACAUUCUAGACAACAGCUUAGAUCCUUUUUCAGGCUCAUUUGCUUUUGCUUUUUGUUGAAUGAUUCCAAUCGUAAAUAAAGCUUUUAAUAAUUUUGUGAA